AGGGGUCCAGGCAUGGAGAGGGCGCAGUACCGCGCUAUCCUCCGUAUCGUUGACACGGACGUCGAGCGGAAAGAGUGCGGCGAGAAAGAAAGAGGGAUCGAGGAGAGGAAGAGAGAGAGAGAGAGAGAGACCAUUGCGCGAUCUCGCGCUCGCUCACACCAAUUGACGUAAUUGCGUGAAUAAUAAUACCGUCUGUCUGAUUUAUAUCGUGUCCGUCCUCGGUGUCUGUGGAUAACUUCCGGCCCGCGACGUUUCGGCCUCGCGAACGCGGUCAGUGGCGUUGAGACUCUCGAUGAUCUAUCGGUGAUCAUCCGUGAUCCGGCGUAGAUCAUUCGAGUGGUGAACGUUUCUCCGCGAGUGAAAUUUGGUGAAUUUGUCUCGUGUGCCUGCCCCAAGGUAUCCGGCUGCCGUGUGACCAUGUUGGCAGCGUUUCUAUUCGCCGCGGCGCUCGCCGUCGCGAGGAUCCACGCUAGCCAGGUGACGAUGGACGCCAAGAUACGUGACGACUCCGACCUGUCCCAGUUUUACCAACUCCUGGAAGCCAGUCAAGUAGCCAAUACUACCCUCACGUAUCGCCAUGUGACCGUGUUUGCACCGACUAAUCGAGCAUUUCAAAAGUACAAUGGGAGUUUGAAGAACUUGGUUUUGUAUCACAUGUCAAAUCGGCCUUUGACGAUCGAGGAAUUGAGGGAUUCGAUAUCCUCCGAGUUGGAGGGCAAUCCGCCCCUGUGGAUUACUAGGAGACCAGGCAGAUACGGCAGCUGGAACGUGUACAUCAACAACGCAAUGAUCCUCUUGGAACAGAGCAAUUUCCAAUCAAAGCUGAAAGUCAAUGGCGAUACCAUGAUUCAGGUCCUGCACAUCAUAAACGAGGUGCUGGAGCCGGUGCGAUCUAAUUCGGCGGAAUCGCCGAUCUACAAUCCCAACGCAUUUCAAUUUCUGAACCAGAGUGAGAAUCUCAAUUUGGGCGACCAUCGCGUGCGUACCUUCCGACAGCGGAUCAUCAUCGAGCAGAAGGAACAUAUCUUCAAGGCCGAGGGUCGUUAUACCUUUUUCAUCCCCGUUGAUGAGGGUUUCAAGCCGGAGCCGAGGCCGCAGAAGAUCGAUCAGCUGGUGAUCGACGGCCACGUAUUACCCAACGAGGUCCUCUUCACCGCGCCGACGCCGGAGAAAGUGCCGUAUCCGACCCUCGUGUUCUCCGACAAUCUGAGAGUCGUCGUCAGCUUCCUCAAAUCGCAAAAUAAAGUCUACGUGCAGUCGGACACAUUGGUGGGCGAUGCGUCUCAUCAACCAGGUGUGGUGCUGGCGGAGAUAGUGAAGGCGAACAUUCCUGUACGCAACGGCGUCGUUCACCUGAUACAACGGCCACUCAUGGUCGUUGACAGCACCGUGAAGGAUUUCCUGGAGUCCUUCAAGGGCAUCGAAAAGGAAGACGGGCCAGUGUACAAGUUUUACGAGACCAUCCGCGAUUUCGGGGACGAGAUUAUGAGCUCCAUCAGUCAUCUGAAUGAUGUUACCCUGUUUGCGCCCAGCAACGACGCAUUGGACGAGCCGGGUGUGAAGCAGAUGCUGCAGGACAAGAACCGUAUGAAGGACAUCCUCAAGCUCCACUACGUCAAAGAGCGACUGACUCUCGAAAAGAUCAAGGACAGAAGCGUCAGCCAGACCAAAACCGUAUUCGGCGGGAAGCCGCAUCUCGGGGUACCGACCGCCGCUGACAAAAAGAAGCUCUACUUCAACGUGGUGCAAGGACCAAGGGAGAACCAAACCGUCACCGUGGAGGGCGGCGGCGUGAACGCCACCAUCAUCACCCCCAACAUCGCCGCUACUAAUGGGAUUAUUCACAUAAUCGACAGGCUUCUCGGGGUCCCCUAUACUACUGUUCUCGACAAACUCAGGACCGAUCCGAUGCUCAACUCGACUUACUUGCUGGGCCAACGGCGCGGAUUUAACGAUCAGCUGAACGAUACGACAAAGCGAUUUACGUACUUCGCCCCGCUCGAUUACGCCUGGAGAGACGCGGCGAAUAAUUAUCCGUCGACCACCAAGAAACUCUUCAUGCCCGAGUACAGUUAUCACACAAAGCAGAUAUUGGAGCGACACCUCGUAAUAGCGGAUCAGGCGUACACGAUGGCGAAGCUGAAGGAGAUGAGCAACGACACGAUUUUCCUACCUUCAGUCAGGGACAAUCUGAAGCUUCGCGUCAAGGAGUAUGGCGAAACUGAGAGGUACGACGAAAACGCAAUCCGUCCAGAAACAUCCGGUUACCAUCUAGAAUGGGAGGGCAAGAGGAUCCGCGUCAUCCGUCCGGAUGUCGAAUGCACCAACGGCAUCAUCCACGUGAUCAACGCAGUAUUCCUCAAGGACAGCGACGUCCGGGUGACGGGCGGCGCGUCGUUGGCUACCCUCGCGCCUCACUUAAUCAUGAUACUGAUAGCCAAGUGGCACCUGUAAAAACCCUCAUCGCCGCAUCGCAUCGUCGUAGAAAUUCUUCUUGGGAGCCGUCUGCGAUUACCCUCGAACGACGACGACGACGAUGACGACGACGACGACGCAACGCGGGAAGGCACGGCGGGUAGGCACAGUCGAUCGUCCAGUUCGAUCGGACUCUCUGAAAAGACGUUUGUUGUGCACGAGGGGGGGGGGGGAGGGAAGAAGGAUCAAAGGCAGAGGACAGGAGAAAAUCGCGAGAAUCCUUGGAUCCAUUGGUAACUGAUAAUCCGCGAGAUCAGAGAUCGACGGGACCUAAACGAUUCGGGGAUUCGCGGGAACCGGAGAUCCGAGGAUUCGUUCGCGUACGUGGGGGAUCGCUGAUCUGCAGAUGUGUAAGAGGGGGGGGGGGGAGGGGCAAAAAGAAAGGUGUCCGUUCGGUUGAAUUAGCGAUCGUACGGAGCAGGUACGCAAGGAGCUUUCGCCGAGGAAAACGACGGGAGGACGACCGAGCACUCGCGAUCGUACGGCCUCACAACGCCAGGAUAGCCUAUUAUUUAUUGAGUAAAUCGUCCGUGGACGGUAGCGAGACAACUUUACGGGUUAGGAGCGUUAAUCGUACCAAAUAAAUGGUUAAUCUCGUACCAAGUAAUCUAAAUAAAUUUAUCGAGAGACGAGGGGGCGGGGGCGUGAAGAGGUAGAGAUUUCGAGGAACCUACUUCGAGUGCAACGACGAUAUUACAUCCUAUGAGAUCACUGCAACUAUCAGCGAGCAACGCGUAUAUGCAAAUAAAAUCGCGCUUCAACCGUCGAUCGUUUUCCCUCCAUUAUUCCACUCAAAUGUCGAAUUGGGAAAAAUUGUCCGAGUCCGCGUCGUUGCGAACAAAAAGUUUGCGAGUAUACUGGCGUACGAAUCAGAUAAUCGAUCGAUCGGGGUAAUCGUGCGAUUUAAUUGCAUGUUUUGCGCGCGCCAAAUUUUAUAGAAUUAAUAAGAACUUAAUAUCUUAUAGCGAUAUAUUUCGCAUAACCCUUAAAGCAAGACUUUGCGAUUCCCUGAGGGAAUUGCACGAUUUUAUAUGACACGUACGAUUUUAUACAAUCGUAAAGUCCGAAAUCCUUUCCCUCCAAAGCGACGACAGUAAUAAAACUAAGCGCAAUAUAUGUGUAACGCUUAUCAACCCUUUUCAAUUAAUGACGGUAAAAGUCGAAACGCAAUAUCAAUUGUGUCGAAUAAUUAGCGAGGCGAAUAAGUAAGCGCUUCCGGAAUAAAGGGAUCUAUCCCGAAACUUGCCGUCUCGGAAUUCACCGACUUCAGGAUUCCGUGUAUUUUUUUCCGGAUUCUUCAAUUCUCCCGGAGAACGAGACGGUCGGAUUUCUCAAAUUUCAGAACGCCCGUGGAUUUUCGAUUUCCAGACGUAUUUUCGGACAGACUAGACUUUCGAGUCUCAAGCUCUUUAGAUCCACAGCCGAUCGAUCAAUCUAACAUCGAUUCGCGUUUGUAGGUCAAGAACCGACAAACAGACUGACAGACAGACAGACGUGUAAAAACACAGCAAUCUCGGUAUGGCAAUACAGCGAACGUAUCUCGGGGCGCGAACGGGGUGGACAUUUAACUCCUUUCCUCCCCCCUAUUAAAACCCAACGUAAUGUUAUAAUCUUUAAGAGACGUGUUUUUUCGAGCCUUUCGUCACAGCGGUUAACGACCGCUGCGGCUGCUCAGGGACGGUCUCGAACGAUACCCCGCUCUAUGUAUCAUAUCGUAUUUACUCUGUCUACUUACCGAGAAUACUGCCAUGCACGCGGGCUUGCGGAUGAGCUUGCGAAACGAGUUUUUGUAUGAUAAUUGUUAACGGAAGGAAAGAGCGAAAGGUAGGGGAAGAUAAAGGGCGAUUCUUGAAAAAAAAAUAAAUAGGUUCGUUAAGCUGUUACUCGAGAAUCCAAAAGAAAUAAAGUGUCUUGAAUCAUGGAUGCGCAAGGAGCAGAAGAGAAAACGUUUUUGGCAUUUCUAGCUUCUAUUACUUUUGUAAAUUUAUAACAGAAUAUUCCCUUAAUCUUCUCGUGUCAUCUAGAAUAUGGUAGCUUUUCAAAGAGGACUGACAGGACUCCAUUCUGUGGAAUAAAAUAUAAUAAGAUCGUACAUGAGGAAAGAGAUUUGUGCUUCAUAUCUUAAUACUUGUUAAAGAAUUAAACUAAGAGUAAAACUAGCGGGAGAUCGCUGAGCUAAUUUCCGACGAGAAACUCGUCCGCAGAAGGAGCGCCUGUUAAUCCGUUUUGAUUCGCUAAUUUUUUUUUUUUUUUACGAAGAGACAUUCCGUGACCAUAUCUACUCUCGGUGCCCAGCACGCGCUAUCGCUCUAUCGUAAUAACUACAUCCCGAUGAACUUUCUUUUCCCUUCCACGUUCACGCUCAUCGCAUUACCACAGACACACGUACAGGCACACCGCAUACAUACACGCACACCUUGCCCGUCUGAGUAGCGAACUUAACCAUUAAGAUCUUAGCUGUAUGCGUGCAAGGCGAGGGCCUAUCUUGGAAAGAAAGUUCGAAGGACGCGGCUAAAAGGAAACUGAUAUAGGGUCAGAAACGGAAAUCAAAUGAAAUCCGGGUCGAAAUGCGCGGGGAUCAACUCUUUCGCUGAUCAAAGUCUCCAGCUGAAGUUCUUGUUUCGUCGCGAAAAGAGGGUAAGUGAACGCAUCCCCGAGCAACCUUUCGAUAGACGUAACACAAAUGGAUCUUUGAUACAUGCAAAUAUAUUUCCCACAUGUAUACCGUUUUAAUCCUGACGCGCAUCGCGUGUGAGUUUUGACUCGUGUAAUAUUAUUGAAUUUUUAAAUAUCCGCAUAUCUUGGAAACGAUGUGAAAUCCAAAGAGAGAAGAGAAGUAGCAGAACUUUAUUCGUCAAUUAAUCGAACAUUCCCUUAGCGAGCAUUCUCGCGCAAGCUUAUCUACCGAGGAAUUGAAUAUUAAAGGAUAAUGAAUAUUAAAGAACAAACGGAGCUUUCCAAUUAGCCAUCCUCGCUAAGGAAAAAUCGAUUUCACAUUCUAUCACGAAUGAAGUCCUACUGCAGACGCUACUACGCUUGCUUGUAGCAUAAACAAGUUAAAGUAAAGAAGAGAAAUGAGUACGCGGCACGGAACAUGUUCGUAGCUCGAAGAGGGGGAUAAAAUCUCCUCGAAAUUUCCUCGUGUCCUCCUCGAAGAGGAAUCGAAGGCAAAUUCGGCAAGAGACGCGCAAGAUAGUUCACGUUCAACUGAUAAAACGCCGAAACCUAAAUGAAAGACAAUUGACUGAUCGGAUCGUCGUUAAGUUUCGCAACACGGUCCGAUUACUUGUUUGCAUUAGUCACGUAUUUAAAAAAAAAAGAAAGAGAUUGUAAUUAGCAAACGCGUAAUCGGAGCAGCCACAACCUUCUCCGCGAGAAAACUCGAUUUAACAUGAAAAAAAAAGACGUCGAUGUUAUACGUGUUGAUAUCAGUCUAUACAUAUAUAUAAAACAAAGAUAUAUAAUAAACAGAGAUAUAUAUUAAUGAGGAAGAAAGUAUCGAUCGAAGAAUAGAACGAGAGUCAGGGGAAAGGAAGAGGGAGGUAAAAAAAAAGAAUGAUAGAGAAAAGAAACAAAAUACUAUCAGAUGAUAACUUAAACUUGUUGUUGGGAUGAAUUGAUAUUACGAAUUAUUAUUAUUAUUACGAUUAUUAUCUAUAUAAAAUAUACAUAAACUCUAAUUAACACUGUUUGCUCGUUAGAUGAACCAAGAAAAAGGAAAAAAAAAUAGCGAAACUCUAUUUCUCCGUGUAGAUGUGUCUUAAUGUUCAGCUUGUUCGACAGCCACGCAACCGACAGUGAGUGAGCUGGGUUCGGGGCUGCCAUAAGUCGAAGGGGGAUGUUCGAGUCGGUACGCGGGAGACGAGAUCAAGCGGACUGCCACGCGAGACUUAAAAAAAAAAAAUUCUUCACGCUCAUAGAGCGAAAAGAAUGACGUACGGGAAAAAGAAGCACACACGCCGCCGGUGUUGUUACUAAUAAUGUUACAAAAGGGCCAUAAAUUGUUGAGAAACGGAAAAUCGAUCGCCGUCCAGAAUAAGCCAGACGAAUUUUACAGAUAAACGUUAUAAAAAAAAAACGUAUAUUUUGUCACACAUUACAAAAUCUUCAGAUUGAUGUGCAUCGAUAUUCUUGAAACAAAUAGAGAUUCGAUCGUAAUUUUUUAAAUUAUACUUCUCAUCUGGAUUUCGCGGAUGGUGAUCGACUGGUCCAAUGAAAAAAAAAAAA
This is a messenger RNA of Monomorium pharaonis (pharaoh ant), 6702 nucleotides long. RefSeq names its product fasciclin-1 (gene Fas1). Bases 418 to 2454 code for a protein of 678 amino acids. Gene Ontology annotation, molecular function: cell adhesion molecule binding. NCBI's taxonomy places the organism in Eukaryota, Metazoa, Arthropoda, Insecta, Hymenoptera, Formicidae. Gene Ontology annotation, biological process: extracellular matrix organization; cell adhesion. Gene Ontology annotation, cellular component: extracellular matrix. The record is from RefSeq and is a predicted model, not a curated record. The transcript is spliced from 16 exons.